Molecule: messenger RNA, 1707 nt
Organism: Phytophthora sojae
Lineage: Eukaryota; Oomycota; Peronosporomycetes; Peronosporales; Peronosporaceae
Exons: 3
Coding region: 1-1638 (545 amino acids)
Molecular function (GO): protein binding
Source: RefSeq, a predicted model, not a curated record
AUGGCCGGCGCGACGGAGCAGCCCAAGCCGCGCAUCAAGAAGCUGACGGCCGAGAAGCUGCAGCAGUUCCGCGACGAGAUCGUCAAGGGCAAUGGGCAGCAGGCGGACCUGACGUCGCGCGGCAUCGAGACCAUCGUGAGCCUCGAGGGGCUGCAGCAGGCCACCAAGCUGGACCUGAGCCACAACAAGCUCACCAAGCUCUCGCAGCUCAAGUCCGUACCGCGCGUGACGAUGCUCAAGCUCACGGACAACAAGCUGAACGGCGACGGCCUGGCCGAGAUCCAGCACCUCAAGAAGCUCGUGAUCCUCAACGCCGCCGAGAACAGCGUCACGCGCAUCCCGUUCGAGGUGCUGCGCAACGUGCGCACGCUCAAGGCGCUGGUGCUCAACAACAACUCCAUCUCGGCGCUGGACUGGAUGCCCAAGCUGCCGGAGCUCAACUCGCUGAUUGUGAGCAACAACCGCAUCACGCAGAUCCCGCAGCGCGUGCUGGACGGACUGCCGAGUUUGAAGAAGAUCUCCAUCUCGCACAACUUGCUGGAGGAAAUCCCCAACUUGAGUCAGUUGUCGGAGAUCACGGAGCUUCGGCUUUCCCACAACAAGAUUAAGAAGAUCCCGGCGCAUCUGGCCCAACUGAAGAAUCUGAAGGUGCUGGAGUUGAGUCACAACCAGAUCGACGACUGGUCCGGUCUCGAGGCGCUGAGCUCUCUUGAAAACCUGCGGCAGCUGAAUCUGAUUGGCAACCCCAUCGUCGGAAAGAAGCUGGAGGUUACUGCCAAGGCUGCCUUGGAUGACGACAGCGACAGUGAAGGCAGCGAUGACGAAGAUGAAGCCAGCGGAAGUGAAAGCGACGACGACAAGAAGAAAAAGAAGAAGCGCAAGUCCUCCAAGAAGAAGAAGGCCAUCUCCGAUGAGGAAAAGCAGCAGAUCAAGGAGGCCAAGAAGCUCGACGCCAAGCACAAGCAGUACAACUUCAAGAUGAAGCGUUUGUUCCCGAACCUGGUUGUGCGUGACGCCGUGCGUGUGUUGGACAAGCGUGUUCACGGUUACGUCGCGCCGCCGAAGGAAGAGAAGAAGCCGAAGCAGAAAAAGCCGGAGCCGUCCGACAAAAAGAAAGCGAAGGCCGCGACGGGUAAGCGCAAGCGUGAGGACUCCAAGAAGCCGAAGGGUGAGAAGGAGGUUCCUGCUGUUGUCAGCACUGACGACGCCGAUAAGGCCGCCAAGAAGGAGAAGAAGGCUCACAAGAAGCACAAAAGCGACAAGCAUGAUGCCGAGGCCCCAGCCAAGGAGGCUGAGACCUCUGCGCCCGAGAAGAAGUCCAAGCACCACAAAAAGCAGGCCCCAUCCGACGAGUCUACGCCUAUGGAGGUCGAUCAGACAGAGACUGCGGCCAAGUCAGACAAGAAGGACGCCGCAAAGGCAGACAAGAAGGCUUCCAAGGACAAGAAGCGGAAGGAGCCGAAGCAAGACAAGAAGAAGGAGCAGCGACAGCCCAAGGAGAUCGCGAGCGGUGUGGUGGCCGUGAAGCAGUUCAAGAAGGGCAAGAAGGCCAAGAGCGCGAAGGCCAAGCCCGUGGACCUGACGCAGCUCAACUUCACGCCGGACGUGGGCUUCGGUGGCUCGUCCGCAUGGGACUAACCUCUGUAGCCAUUUCCUCUUCAACUUGCCUUUAUGUGCAACACACCAAAUAGACUUUCUGGUGGUCUU